GCGUCAAAUCCGCUAGCUUGAGUGUCCUGCGUCCAGUCGAUCUGCUGUCUCCUCUUGCCGUCCAAGAUGUCUCACUCGUCCCCGCAGGGUUUAGACACGACCAGCCGGAGGAGGAGGCCAUUUGACCGAACUCAGGACCAGGCAGUGGACAAUGAUGGACACCUCCAUGAAGGUCCACCGCAUAACUCAGCAGAGUGUUGCACCGUGUCCACACACCAGCCCUGCUUGUGUCCUGCUCUGUACAGCACAAAAUACAUGUCAGCACAUACAUGUCCAAGCCAUCACAUUUAUGAAGAUAGCUGGGAGGAGAUCCAAAGCAUAAGAACCAUCAGAGCGGAGAACGAAGUGGAAGCCAACAAGCUGGUCAACAACUACAGGUUUGGCUUUCGAAAAUGGAAGAGCCACGUGACAGAGCGUCCUUUUGAAGACAGGUCAGAAGUUGUGAAAGAGCUCUACUCGGAGCUGAACGUCAUCAAGCCUCAUAUUGGUCCAGGUCGUCUCAUCACAUGUGGAAAUGCAGUGUAUGUUGUUCUUUUUGGUUGGUGGGUGUCCCUGGUGUACGUCCUGGUGGGCUUACUCAUGUUCCUGACGGUCAUCGGUGCACCCUAUGGAAAGCUGUGCUGGAAGUUGUCCUGUUACUUUCUUUGGCCAUUUGGCAAGUCAGUUCACAAGGUUGGAAAUAAAUUCUGGAGAUGUUGUGAGCAAAUGCCUGACUGCGAUUGCACCGGGGAAUGGGUGGAGGACAACUCUCCGGUUCUGCUGCCUUCACCAACUGAGAGUCCAGUCCCAGAGGCAUCAGAGCAGCCAGCACACACUCGCUACUGGUGUCGUUUGUCUACUUACGUGUGGCUGCUGCUGGGAUACCCUCCUCUGGUGGUCAUCCACUCGCUGGUCUGUCUCUUGUCCUGGAUCCUUGUCUUCACCAUCCCUGUAGCCAAGAUGAAUGCACGCACUCUGGGCAUCAUCCUACUCUUACCCCCAGAGGAUGUGUCUGUGUCCACCAGCUCACAGAGGAAGUAUCAAGGCUACGAGACCAGGACGCUGCUGUGCUGCUACCAUGCAGCAAACUGGUACUACUACAAGUAUACUGUAGAUGGCAUCAAUGUAUUUGCUGUCAAUCUUCUCCCUCUCGUAAUAAUUGCCCUGAUAAUCGGCUACAUAGAUAGAGAAAACCAGUACGCCAGUUCUGAUGUCAAGUUCGCCAUAGCAUUAGGAUCCAUCAUCCCGCUGUCAUAUUACAUUGGUAUGGGCAUCGCCAGCAUCUCAGCCCAGAGUAACUUCGCCAUGGGCGCAGUUGUCAACGCUACUUUUGGCUCCAUCACCGAGUUGACCUUUUACAUCACAGCUCUUCUCAGGGGUCACAGGGCAGCUAAUCCGUGCCUGCAGGAGGUGGUGAAGGCGGCGCUGACGGGCACGCUGCUUGGAUGCAUACUCUUCAUCCCCGGCAUCUGCAUGAUCAUUGGAGGGUUGAGACAUCGAGAGCAAAGAUUUAACAGUCGCUGCACAGGAGUAAGCUCUGCACUGCUCUUCAUCUCUGUUGGAGGCGUGUUCGCCCCCACACUGUUCUCUAAGGCUUAUGGUAACUUUGUGUGUGACGUGUGCACAUCAGGGAACAUCACGAGCAACAGCAGCGGCCCGUUUGUUUGCCACGGCUGUCAUUAUGAAGUGAACAAUGGCACACUGUUCCACAACCAUGUCGAGCCCCUUGUGUACUCUGUUUCUGUCCUCCUGCCUGUUGCCUACAUCAUCGGGCUGAUAUUCACGUUGAAGACACACUCCCACAUUUAUGACAUCCACGUUGGACAGGGACCAGGUAGGAUUUGUACUCUGUCAGUGAGGGAGAGCACAAUGCUGAUGUGUUGCUGUCCAGUGACAGGCCACCAUGGGGCAGUGGUCCACUGGUCCCGCUGGAGGUCCCUGCUCAUCCUCAUCAUGGCCACCGUGCUCACGUCCGCCUGCGCCGACCUCGCCACAGAGCACGUCCAGCCCAUUCUCAACCAGCCCAACAUCUCUCAGUAUUUUAUCGGGGUGACGCUUCUCGCCAUGGUUCCAGAGAUCCCUGAGAUUGUCAAUGGGAUACAGUUUGCACUUCAGAACAACAUCAGCCUCAGCUUGGAGGUGGGGAGCUGUAUCGCUGUGCAGGUCUGCAUGCUCCAGAUUCCAAUCCUGGUCUUGUUUAAUGCUUUCUAUGAUGUGGGCUUUGUGCUCUUAUUCUGUGAUCUCCAUCUUUGGACCAGUAUCUUCAGCGUGAUUUUGGUCAACUACAUCUUCAUGGAUGGCAAGUCCGAUUAUUUUCAAGGCACAGCUCUGGUAGUCGUCUACCUGAUCCUAUUGGCUCUCUAUUACUUUGCUCCAUCUCCGGCAGGCUGCUGACUGUGGGACUGUUCAGCCAAAAUCAUUGAAAACAAUGUGACGCUCCAGAUCACCUUCUUUUUUCGUGGACGAACCAGGACACCACUCGUGUUGUGUUAGCAUUUGCACUCAUGUGACUUUUCGUGACUGUGCGUGGUGUGUUUGUAUACGAAGUUUGCCACACUGAGGGGGUAUAUGGCGAAAGUGGCUCCACAAACCCAGGCUUUAGGCUUUGUGUUAAAGAUGCAGCUCGACAAAACCUAACAUCCGCAAUCAGACUUAAUUGGUCCGACGACGGUGGUCAUCAACUUACUCUGUCAAGUCCGGUUUUCGGCUUUGUGCUAAGCACGUGUUCAUAUCCCAGCCAGUGUAUUUGACAAAAAAUGAGUACGUAAUUUAUUAUAAAUUAUAUAAUAAAUUAUAAUAUAAAUUCAUGAAAUAUCUAAAUCUGCUGUAUAUUGUUGUGACCACUAGAUGGCGGUGUGGUGCGCGUGACGUGGCGACUUUAAAUUUCUUCCCUUUUUAUAAUAAAAAAAAAGUGUUUUAAUGCAGUUGAUUGCUGCCACAGAGUGUUUAUUCCUCCAGCAAAUAUUGUAAUAUAAGAAGACUAACAGGCUCAGUACUCAUGCAAGGACUCCUGUGACAUUUACACCUGCUAACAAUAAUUAAUAUUUCAUAGUGCAUUUCAUUUCUGGUGCUCACGUGAGCAUAUCUAGCAUAUUCCCUCAUCUGAAAAUCUAUCUCACUUACAGAUGGUAAUAUCAGGGAUUACUCUUUUUAAAAAAUAUUUUUCCAUGUCCCCUUGGGAACCUCGUAGGUUCUAAAUAAAUGGUGACGCCAUCUCCGAAUGAGCUAAACAGUGAAACAGUGGCUGAUUUUAAAGUGAAAGCUUGGACAUAAUCUGGUCCCGACAAGGCUAUGACCUUAGCCUAAGUUACCAUGGCGAUACAGCUGCUUUAAAAGAGAGCUAGCUGCCUUGCUGAACACGCAAGUCCGGCUUUCCACUCAACACAGCUCGCUAAACCACUAAACUUGCGUCGCAGAAUACCCCCUCAAUUGAUCAGCCAGUGUUUAAGACUACUUGUUUUAGUAUUUAGCACACAUUAUUACUGUGGCUUGAAAGUAAAUAACACUCACACUACUGUAGGGGGAGCUGUGGAGCCAAAGAAGCGCAUUUUAUUCCUUGCUGUUGCUUUAAACAAACAAAUAUGCUGAAAGAGCUUUUUUUUAUGCUCAGUGUUUUAAAACUUCAUCCUAACAGGACUUUUCCUUCAUGUUCUUGUGGGAAUUAAGAUAUUUUAAGUUACACAUAUGAACAAAGUACCAAUGCUCCGGUUUGACUGUAUGCUGCUGAUUCCGAUACCGAUGUAUUAUUUAUUUAUGAGGAGUGCUACGGUCAGGGGUGCCGUAUAAAAGGGGAAAAGUCAGGACAAUUCCAAUGUCCCUUGACUGCCAGGAGGCCAAAAAAGGGGAGGGGGACAUGAUUUGUUUUUCAUAGAACCCAGAGUUCCUGGCUGCACCCUGCUACUAGCUAUAUGAUAUGAAAAAAGGACCCAUAAAAUCACCUUAACUUAAUUUAGACAAACAUAUUUUACUUACUUUUUGAAGAGAAAAUAUAUUACCCAUGAAACAUACAGAGGAUGAGACACCUUCUUUAAGCAGCUUUUGAAUAUGAGAGUACAUUGGUGAAGCUCUAGCAGGACUUCCAGGUAAGUAAGAGAGCACUCGGUGAACCCGGUGUCUUCCACUGCUGAGAAAGGCUGGUUAUCUCGUCCGAUAAAUUCCAUAAUUUUUCGGGUAAUUAGCUUAGCCUGCACAUGGCUGCAUUAGAUGUCGUUUGAUGGUCACACAGGGAGCCUCGAAAACUCACAAUACUGCGUCAGGUGUUGUUCUUUAAAUGCCAUAUGAAAGCUUGUGAACGUGCUACCCCUGCUGGAUAGUUGUCGUGGCAUGUGCUGGCAGUUAGGUUCCACACGGCAGACAUGAUUGUUUUUGUUUUGAAGGAAAGCGGGAGGAUGACGCUGCCCCAGACGUUAGUUAGGGCAAGACACUACACUGUACGACAGGAUCGCUGUGGGCUACAAUAGUGGCAUUUAUCGGCAUAUGCCGAUCAAAUGAUUUUUUAAAAAUGGAAAUCAGCCGAUUCUGAUUGGUGGCCGAUCGAUCGGAGCAUCCCUAGAACGAAGGUAGGUCCCAUUCAAAUAAAAUGACUGUUACAUGUACUGCUUAAUAUAAGAUAGCCAAAUAUCUUGUCUUGGACUGUAUUUUAAUGAAAUAGGUGAACAUUAUUUUAGAAUCUGCACAAAUGUGUUGUAAAAAAUACGUAUUUCUACCUCCAAUGUGUCAUGAUGGUUAUGUAUGUGAUAUUUAGGAAAAUAGUUUGUGUGUACAAAUACAACUCCUUGAUACAAAUAUUUGGAAAAAAUGUCUGCCUGAGUUUUAUUGCACAGACAGGAAUUUAAAAAAUGUACAUUAUGAUUAAAUGUGCCUUUGAGGAGACAUUCACAUACAGUACAGCGACAUGCGGACAUGCAGGAGAGAUCAUUUCACAAAUAUAAUCAUCUAUCUCAAGCAAGGCCUGGUCGGAACAUACUUUAAGGAGACGUUGCUUCAUAUUAACAAGCACGGUAAAGUGUCAAUGUGAAAAUGGUCUCGGUGUUACACAAAUGUUGAAUUACACAAGAUGCUGUGUGCUUUUCAAACAGUACCUUUUUACUGCUUAAAUAAAGUACAGUGGCACAAAAAUAUAAAUAAUAAAAUCAUGUGUACACGUUGUGGCGUUCAGGCAUGAAGUGACAAAAUUAGGUACGGGGGAAAAAAAACCUCUCAAAAGUGUCAUGUCAAAGUAAAAACAGCAGCACAGUGAUUAAAACAACUCAAGAAAACCUUUUGACUGGCUUCCAGCACCAAGUAAAUCAUGACAAUGCGCACAGUUCAGGGUGGAUUUAGAGCAUUUAAAAAGGCACCAAUUAAAAAGAUGAAGGACUGGUGUGAAGCUACAUGUCUAUUCUUUUAUAAUUUAUGGUGUAAAAUACAACUGUAAAAAGGAGGCACUGGAAAAGUCACAGUGAUGGCAUGCAAUACACCAAAAACUUCAACUGUUUAGGGAUUUUUUUUUGCAUGACUUAAGUGACUUCAUAUUUUGUUUUUGUUAGUGCAACAUUAAACAUGAAGUCAGUUUGUUCAAUGCAAACGAGUUGUGACGCCAUAAAAAUGGUAUUAUACAAGGCUGUACGGGCACACUCAGCCUUUGUUUGUUUUUUUAGAUUAAAAAAUGUUAAACGGCUCAUCUGAGGGUGACAUACUACACAGAUGUCUAACAAAAACACAUUCACAAAAUGGAAAAAAAAAAGAAAAAAAGUUUAGACUGUAAUCCUUGAAGGCGAUCUUCAGAACCGCAAACCCAAGUCCAUGCAAGGCUGACCAAUCACUGAGCACCCUGAGGUGUGAACUCCACCUACUUGAGUCGCUCAAUGAGUGUGUGUGGCAGUCCCAUGGCGAGCAGCUGCAGCGUGGAGAGCUGUGCCAAAUGAGGCAGCAUCUUCAGCAGUCUCUCCCAGGCCAGUUCCAGCAGGCUGGGCACCACCAGCCACACUUUGUACAACGAGCCCGUCCUUCGAUUGCCAGACAUGUUGACCACGCCGCCAUGGACAUACAUGCACCCCGCCUAAGAGGAAAUAGUCAGAGAGGCAGAUAGCAUGUCUUCUAUGCACAGUAAAACAGUAUAACCAUAUUGUAUUUACUAACCGGCGUCACGGCGGCGCAGUGGAAGUAGGCGGGCUCUGGCAUGAUGGUGGGCAGCUUGGUCCACUGGAAAGUGCGAAGGUUGAGCUUCCAUAAGUCGGGCAUGAUCAGCUGACCGUCAUAGCCGCCACAUAUAAACACCUCUGGAAGGCAGAAGAAGACAGCAACAUGAAGUUCCAAACAUGUCACACUGCUAGUUGCAAGAGCGCUCACCAUCUUGGACCUGCACACAGCUGUGGCAGCGGCGGGCAGCAGGAUAUCCUGUCAUGACGACAAAAAACAAUAUUUGUAAUAAUAAUUACAAUCUUGUCAAUCAGAAACUAAAGUAAAGCGUACCGCACAAACCUAGUUUUUCAUGGGGUUUGGUGACUAUUUCCUCCCAGUAGUUAGUCUCCAAGUUGUACGCAUGAAUCUGAAAAAGACAAAGUGGUAAUAUCAAAGAAAGAACUGAACCACAGACUGUAUUCACAGCAGACAUGGCAUCUGUAAAGCUUUAAUUAGAAAUAGAAUUCUAUGGAGCAAAAGCUAAUAAACUUGAACUGGAAUAUAUAAUAUAAUAUAAUUUACAUAUUAUAGAGUAAUAUAUAAUUUUAAGUACUGUAGGUGGGAAAAUAGUAAAAUAUAGAAUGCUAUUUUUUUAACCAAUAAUACCUGGUACUGUCUGUAGUUGAGUAAAUAAACAGCUCCAGCCACUACAAAAGGAAUUCCGUAGUGUACGAAAAACAUGUUUUCUAACUGUCUCCGUGUAGACUUUGCUAACUUGAGUUAAUUCAGUACAAAAACAUUAAAGCACCUCAUCCAAAAUGUAUUGUGUAGAUGACUUUAAAAUCUUUGUAAAGUUUUGAAACAUGCAUUACAUCACAACUGGAUCCUCUUACCUUGUCCAAACGAUAUGAUGACCAGGAAGUCCCGCCUCCUAAAAUGUAUAUCCUUGUUCCAUCAUGAGCCAGCUCAUGUCUGUACCUGUGAGAUGACAUCAUGCUCAGGCAAAUAUCAAUGAGUACUUUUUUUUUAACAUUUCUUCAGCCUGACCUCUCCUCGGGGAGAUCCGUGGGUGCAUUGUUCGGCUUGAGGUGGAUCCAUUCUUUGGUUGUGAGGUCCAGCCUGUGCAGGUCGGUACUGUAAAGGUAACCUGUUGUCCCUCCGAAAACGUACAGGUAGCCAUUUAGGAUGACCAUCGCCUGCACAGCGACAAGAGUGGCCAAGUUUGUAGCCAUCUACUAAGAACAACACUUAAGAGAGAUCAGCUUAGCUACCUGGCCGUAGAUCUUGUUGGGCUUCGUCCCUCGGCAGGGGAGUAGGUUCCAUUGUUUGUACUGAACAUUGCAAACGUGGACGUCGUUGCCGUUGUUUUCACCGAAUGGAAUCCCAGUGCCGCCAAACACAAGCAGGUUGUUGCCAUGGAAGACAGCUGAGACGGAAGGGGGUCAUAUACAGUAUGUAUCAGCAACUAAAGCUGCUUCAUAUUUAACAUUCAUGUCUGCAUGGUGGUGUUGCCUUUUUUUCUUCUUACGGGUGGCGGGAGUCAAGGAGCGACCAGCUUUGAGGCACAUUCCUGCACCUACCGGGUUGAAGUGUGGCUCACAGUUACAAACGUGAUAAAAUACAGCGGAUUGGUAGCCGAUCCCGAUCCUGAAGAUCGGAUCGAGACAUCCCUAUUUUUAAUUAUAAAGGGACUGUUUGCAAUGGUUACGUGGCUGCUUGGAGCCUUUUUGUUAAGCCAGUUGCAAACAGUUCUUUUAAUGAAAAGACAUUAAAGUGCAGUUUGAGGUACUGCAAAAAUCACACAAUUGCAUAAUCCUGGUUUUACUACAGCAAUUAGUUUGGGACAAUGUUCUUUUAUACUUUAUUAUUGUCUUUCAAUGAUUUUAAAAUUAAUUAAUAUACAGUAUAUAAAAGCCCAUUUUUCCAAACUAAUUGCUGUAGUACAAGCAGGAGGACGUAAUUAAUGUGUGAGGUGAGUUUGAUGACACUCCACUCCACAGAUGUGACAUUAUUGAAUGAUUGUCUAUUGUUUCUUUUCAGUAUAGAAAUCUGUAGACCUUCCCUGUGGUCUGGUCUCGCAGAUAGCUCCUCAUGGAGAUCUAUUUAAGUCAUCCUGCAGAAGACUGCUCGUUUUGAUUAAAAGAAUAGGUUGUACCUCGUUGUCUGUGUUACCACAAUUGGAAAGCGGUAUCGUUUGCUGUCCAACAAAUGCUCGCUUGGGAGUUAUUGGUCCAGGAAGUUUGAAUAUAUUUCACUUUACCACAGUGUAAAUCUGAAAGCAUUCGUGUGUGGAUCUGCAAGGUGGAAAAUUAGUGCCAAAAGUCAUGUGACAGUUUUUCAUAGUUCAAAUUAUAUCUUUUUUUUGUCCUUGAAGGAUUUUUUUUGUACUUGAAGGUUAUUCUAUUUUUGUAUUUGAAGGAUAUUUUUUGUAAUUGUAGAAAUAUGUUCCUCUGUAUAUGUAAAACACACUGUAUUUGUUUCGGAAGCAGGAUGUAUUUAUUUCUUAUUUGCAAAACAAGACGCAUUAGUUUGUGAAUGAUGUUUUGUAUUUGCAAACCACACUGAGUUUGUUUGUGAAUUGUUGGGCGUGAGUAAAACAUGUUUUGUCUGUUUGUGAGGUUUUGGCCGAUAUAAGCUGUCCAUUCAAGACUCUGCUCCAGCACUUCUCCAACACCCUCAUGCGAUAACAGCAGUGUGUACAAAAAUUGUUUUAAAAUGUUAUAAAAAAAUAUUUAUUUUUAACGCUGAUGCUAGAACACCUAUUUGUGCGUCAAUCAAAAGUGAGCUUUAUUAUUAUAAAGACAGAAAUUUGGAUGUAAUUCUUGUAUUGGAUCAGAUUUAUUUGUGUACUGUUAGUGUGAUAAGAUGGAAAUGCUCCAUCUUCAAAGCCAACUUUACCCGACAUUGAUGCGAGCUCAGUAGGAAUGUAGCCCUCCGUCUGAACGCGGUGCCAGGUUGCUGUAGCAAAAUGAAACCUCCAAAGUUCCCUGAAGAGUGGAUAGUCUUCAUUUUCCGCCCCACCUGCUUCCUCAAAGUCCGGGUUGUAGCCACCAAACACAUACAGGUUGGUGCUGUCGGCCACACAGCGGUGUCCACUGCGGGCUGAGGGCACACAGGGUCCUGAGAAAGGGAGAACAAUGUGUCCUUUCCUUUGUUUUUUUAAUGCACCCAUCAUGCAAAAUCACUUACCUUCUCUUAGAAACCUGUUGGGAAUGCGCAGGUUGGGGGACGCCUGAGAAAAGAUGCGCCUCGCCUGGAGCCAGCGUGCCCGUUUUUUGAAACCUGCAAGAGAGACAUGCUUAAGUACAUUCACUGACCAAAAUAUUAGGUACACUUGCAUCUACACAUCUAAAAAGAAUAUUACAUCACAUGGAGGUGGACAAUACUACAAAUGUUCGUACUGAUC
This is a messenger RNA of Dunckerocampus dactyliophorus (ringed pipefish), 9487 nucleotides long. RefSeq lists its product as uncharacterized. The record is from RefSeq and is a predicted model, not a curated record. Gene Ontology annotation, molecular function: calcium:proton antiporter activity. Gene Ontology annotation, cellular component: membrane; endomembrane system. Bases 67 to 2373 code for a protein of 768 amino acids. Lineage: Eukaryota; Metazoa; Chordata; Actinopteri; Syngnathiformes; Syngnathidae. Gene Ontology annotation, biological process: intracellular calcium ion homeostasis; calcium ion transmembrane transport. The transcript has 20 exons.